UGGCGCGCUGAACAUCCUAUCACAAUCCAAUCGUAUAGCUCUCCCUUCCCGAAUGAGCGCAGACUUACAGCAUAUCUACUUAAAACUCACCUGGACUUACCUAUUAAAGCAUGGCUUCACCUUGGCGACGAGCUUGCACUUCUUGCACCAAGUCUAAGAGACAAUGCACCAAAGGUCUACCCGUGUGCCGACGGUGUGCGGAUAAACGCAUACCCUGCAUAUACCCUCCAGCACGGCGAAUCGUUCAUGCGGAAACAGAUAUGAUGGCGUCAGCAUCAUCAUCAGUCGCAGACGCGCCCGCAGACGCGCCCUCGGUGAGUCAGAGUGGUGGUAACGACGCGGACUCAUGUGAUUUAGGCUUCCCCCCUCUCUCGCUGACGCCAGCGGAAGUAGCCGGGAGAGCAAUAGGGUGUCGAGCAGCCGCUCCGGCGCCAAUAGCAGCAGCAGGCCCUCAGCCGCAAGCCCCGCCCGAUGCUACGUCCUCGGAUACCUGGUUCUUAACGCCGGAGUCAUGGUUCGCGGAUUUUACACCUCCCCCGGUCCAAUCGGCGGCGGUGAUGGAUGGCGUGAUCCGGCGCUUCAUCGAGAGCGUGCAAAGCUGGCUAAGACGGUGGGUGACGGAGGGCAGCAGUCCACUACACCAUAGGAACCUGUACCGCGAGAAGAUGCCACGGCACAUACAGGACGCAUACACGGCCAUCGCCAUGUACCAUACCUUACCUCCUUCCAACAGCCAUAACCACAGCCAUGGUCACAACCACAGCCAAAGGACAUCAUCUACCGCCAGCGCCGACGCCCGGGCAACAGCAACCCGCAUCCUCGACGACCGCGCAACGCAGCUACUAGAAGACCAAGCACUCUCGCUAUCACUAGGCAAGAACCCCGAUAUCUUCGACCACCUGAGCCGGGUACAAGCGCUACUAGCGUACCAGACGAUCCGGCUCUUCGACGGCGAUGUGCGCAUGCGGGCGCAGGCCGAGGCGCUGAUCCCGACGCUGGCGCUCUGGGCCCGGCAGCUACUCGACUGUGCACGCGAGUCGCUGACGCGGGGGGCGCGGUUUCUAGCUGAGCUGGUGAGUUCGGGGUAUUGCUCCGGGUCUGGGUUUGGGGCGGGUGCGGGGUUUGCUUUUAAUCCCAUUCCGAACAGUGGUCAUGACUGUGGUGACGACGGUGCAAGUCCCGGGUCUGAGUCUAGUUCGAGUUCGGGUGGUGGGAUUAGAGGAGGAGGGGGAGGUAGUCAUUGUUCGGAAGAAGGGUUGUGGAGGGCUUGGAUCCUAGUCGAGAGCGUGAGGCGGUCGUGGUCGAUUGCGACUUAUAUCCAGGAGACAUACAUGUAUAUGAAGCAGGGCUGGUCGGAAUGUCCUGGACGUGUGACGAUCACGAUGCGGGGAGGGUUGUGGGAUGCGAAGUCGCCGUAUGCGUGGUAUCGCGCGUGUAGGGAGGAGGGCGCGCUAUUCCUGCCGACGACGCGAACGGAGAGUUUAUUUUAUGACAAGCGACCUGAGGAUGUCGACGAGUUUAGUCUGAGCAUUAUGGAGCUGGGCUUUGGAGAGGAAAGAUUAGAAAGGUGGAUUGGGGAGAAGGGAGGGAGGGGAAGAGGAAAGGCGUUAAUGAUAGAGGGAUGGGAUGGGGAAAUGGCGAUGUGAUGUGUUUAAUGGCGGAAUGUACGGUGCAUGCAAGGUGAUAGUGGCGGCAAUGUAUGAUGAAAAUAGAUUACGGAACACUACUACCUAGGUAGAAAGUACCAAUGAAUUCAAGACGUCUAGGACAGAAC
Molecule: messenger RNA, 1774 nt
Organism: Annulohypoxylon maeteangense
Lineage: Eukaryota; Fungi; Ascomycota; Sordariomycetes; Xylariales; Hypoxylaceae
Exons: 1
Coding region: 111-1646 (511 amino acids)
Biological process (GO): regulation of DNA-templated transcription
Molecular function (GO): DNA-binding transcription factor activity, RNA polymerase II-specific; zinc ion binding
Source: RefSeq, a predicted model, not a curated record